CCCACCGGGAGCCAAAGCGGACCACCGCCCGCUUAGGGUUUCACUCGCUCCGUUCCCCUCUCGCUCUCCCCCCUAACCCUAGCGACGACCCCCGCCGCGGCGGCCAUCCGUCCAUGGCGGCCGAAGCGCCCCCGCCGCAGCCGCCCUCCUCGUCCUCCUCCUCCUCCGCCGCGGCGCCCGCGCGGCAGGCGCCGGCGGCCGGGGCGGCGUCCCCGGAGACGUACCUCGGGAGCCUCAUCAGCCUCACCUCCAAGAGCGAGAUCAGGUACGAGGGCGUCCUCUACAACAUCAACACCGAGGAGUCCAGCAUCGGCCUGCGCAACGUGCGGUCGUUUGGAACCGAAGGGCGGAAGAAGGACGGGAUACAGAUCCCCGCUAGCGACAAGGUCUACGAGUACAUACUCUUCCGCGGAAGCGAUAUCAAGGAUUUGCAAGUUAAGUCGUCACCGCCGCCACCACAACCACAACCAGCUCCCCUGCACAAUGAUCCUGCCAUAAUCCAGUCACAUUAUCCUCAGCCUGCAUCGACGGCCUCAAGUUUGCAGUCUGCUGCUGGUGCAGCUUUACCACACCUCAGCUCCCAGCCAGCCCAAUAUGGGUUUCAGAGACCAAAUUUUCCAAGCAACAUUCCUCUAUAUCAGCCAGGGAAUAAUCCGUGGGGUUCUUCUGGUCAACCCCCAGCUGGAAAUGCUUCUGCUCUUUCUGUCCCCCCAAUGUACUGGCAGGGAUACUAUACACCUCCAGGUGGCCUUCCAUCUCAUCUGCAGCAACCUACUAUGCUUCAGCCCACGCCCGGAUUAUCAGCUCCACAGACUUUCCAAUAUCCAGGACUGAAUCCAUCUUUACCAUCUAGGCCCCCCUUGUUGCAACCAUCUGCUACUGCUCAAGGUCCUUCCUCAAGUGCUACACCUGCUACAACGGCACCUUCUGCUAGCUUAUUAGGCCCAGAAACAUCAAAGCCUCUGCUGCCGAACAUGGUACCUUUGUUUACUCCUCCGGUGCCAUCUCAUGGUGCCUCUCUUCCUGUAGCCAGUCAGCCAAUUUCCAUGACUGAAACUAGUGCAACAGCAUCGCAGAGCUUAAAUUCUCUUGUUAGUAGUAAGACUCCUGCUGUAAAUCCAGGCUCAACACUGUCGCACCAAACAGCAUCCCAGGCAAUUUCUUCGUCUAUUGCCUCAUCUAGUCUUGCUGGAUUGGAGAUUCCAGCACCUUUGUUAGCAUCAUCUGGCCAGCUAUUGCAGAAUGCUCCAUCCAUGCUUUCAUCAUCUCAGUCCAUGCAAACACCUUUACAGAUGAGCAACAACAUCGCCAAACCUGCUGACCCUAAAACAAAGGUUGCAGAACCACUGCUACCUGAUCCUCCGGCACGUGCUGAAAAUAAUGAGCCUAUACUGCCAUUGCCAAAACAGACACCACAACGGCACAAUGGAGCUGGUUCACAGGGCCACCACAACUAUAGGGGCCGUGGAAGGGGUAGAGGCAGUGCGUUGUCGCAAGCGUCAACAAAAUUUACUGAAGAGUUUGAUUUUAUGGCCAUGAAUGAGAAGUUUAACAAAGAUGAAGUAUGGGGCCAUCUUGGUAGGAAAUCCCAGUCUAGAGACAAAGAUGGUGAGCAAGGAGAUGAUGUAUUUGAUGAAGACCUGGAGUACGAGGAAACAGACAAUCCAGAGCUAGAUGUCAAGCCUGUCUACGUCAAGGAUGAUUUUUUCGAUUCCCUUUCUGGUGGAACAUUUGGACGAGGUGGGCAAAACGGAAGGCCAAGGUUUUCAGAACUGAGGAAAAUGGACACAGAGACUUUUGGCGAGUUCCCAAGGCAUCGCCAGCCCUACCGUGGCGGUGGACGUGGUGGUUACCGUGGGGGUGGUGGGCGUUCCCGUGGGUCGUACUAUGGUGGCAGAGGAGACUAUGGAAACAUGGGAAGGGGCGGCGGCCAGGAGAACUACUACGGUGGUGGGAGAGGAGGCCAUGGAAACAUGGGAAGGGGUGGUGGCGGUGGGCAGGAUAACUACUAUGGUGGCGGCAGUGGCAGAGGAGGCUAUGGGAGGGGUGGCGGGCAGGAAGACUCGUACCCUCAGCGUGGGGGAGGCGGUUCAUAUGGAAGAGGCUGAUGAUACUGCCCCCCGGCCAUCCGUCAUAAUACACCGGUGUUGUAGCCCUUCACUUGCUACCUACAGCUCAUCUCUCUUGCUCCGGUUCUGCAAAUAAGUGCGACUUGGCUUGUCCCUUGGUCCUACCCUACCCACCCCACCCAGCAGGGGUGGCUGCUGCUGUGUAGACUUUGUGUAUCUUGAUUGUAGUGCGAAUCUGAGAUGUGGUUGUACAGGCCGCCGAUCUAUGUCAUGCCUGGUGAGCAGUGUUGGGCUCUUAUCUCAUCACCCAUUGUGUCUGUCUGGUUUUGUUCUACAAUACAUACAUUCUAGCUGUAUUUUACCAACCGUUUUGUACCGGAAUUGAGAAGAAACCGUUGUAAACAGAAUCUAGAGCUGAUGACAAGUUUUUUUUUAUUUC
Messenger RNA from Aegilops tauschii subsp. strangulata, 2508 nucleotides. Its product is annotated as protein decapping 5. The record is from RefSeq and is a predicted model, not a curated record. Gene Ontology annotation, cellular component: P-body. Gene Ontology annotation, molecular function: mRNA binding. Gene Ontology annotation, biological process: cytoplasmic stress granule assembly; P-body assembly. Lineage: Eukaryota; Viridiplantae; Streptophyta; Magnoliopsida; Poales; Poaceae.